Messenger RNA from Echinostoma caproni, 360 nucleotides. The record is from the annotation of a GenBank genome assembly. Lineage: Eukaryota; Metazoa; Platyhelminthes; Trematoda; Plagiorchiida; Echinostomatidae.
UUGGAUUCCGUUUACAACGAACAUCUUCUCACAAUCGGCCAACUCCAGGACGAAGUCAAGGCGUUGAAACGUCAACUGGCUCAAAAGGACGCCGAAAUGUUGGCGAAAGAUCGCACAAUCGCGGAAUUGCGUUCAGAAUUGAUUGACACUAAAGAAUUUCACGAAAGUCGUCUUCUAAAAGCUCGAGCGGCCGCCCAGUUGGAACAGGAUCGUUUGACAGUGAAAUACUGGAGAACGCACUUAGUGGUCUCGAAAAUGUUGAAACUUGGAAUUGGCGGUCAGAAGACAUUUAUCGACUUGAGGUUUCCGACAAUCGAGCCUAACGCAGUCUGGCUCGGUGGGAUGGAAGGAACGGUCUAG